Fusarium falciforme is the source of this 5703-nucleotide messenger RNA. RefSeq lists its product as hypothetical. Gene Ontology annotation, biological process: proteolysis. The coding region runs from base 1 to 5703 and encodes 1900 amino acids. The transcript is spliced from 5 exons. NCBI's taxonomy places the organism in Eukaryota, Fungi, Ascomycota, Sordariomycetes, Hypocreales, Nectriaceae. Gene Ontology annotation, molecular function: aspartic-type endopeptidase activity; protein binding. The record is from RefSeq and is a predicted model, not a curated record.
AUGGAGCCGACGCAAAAUCUCCCCGCUCAUGUCGGGAGCCUGUGGGAGAAUGCUCUCACUCAGAUUGGGGAUGAGCAGUUGAAGGUCGUGCUGGAAACAACCGCGAGAACGCAAAAGAGAGAUAUCCUGUUCCAGCAAGAAAGCCAGAAUGAGGGGCUGUCUGAUCCCAUCGAUGCUUUCUUUCCCUGGACAGCUAUUCGAUACCUCCUUCGGAAGCUGAUCGAGGAUGCUCAAGAAUAUGGCCUUCUGAUCAGCGAGUUGGAACAAAUUGCCCGCGUAAUAACCAAAUGCGCUCAAGUCGAACGCCAGAGCCUUCAUCAACAAAGCCCUUCUAUGAGAGACAACUUGGUAAUGGCAUUGACACGCCUGUAUACCGAAAUUCUCGAGCAUCUUGGGAGAAUGAUCUGCUACUACAAAGCAAACACUCUUGACACCAUGGAAGAAAGUUAUUUUCGUUCUAGACAGAACUCGGCUGGCAUGGAGGAAAUCAUGAGGCAAGCAAGAGACAUACUAAAUCUUGCUCAACUGGACGAGGCUCAAGCAUCACGAUUCCUAGAACCAACUUUCGUUCGAUCUUCCCCCUUGUCUCUGGUAUACUGGAAGACUUUGGCUGCGGAUAGCCAGGAGAGAUUGAACUCGUGGCUUGCCCCUCUACCACUUAGCCAGCCUGUCAGAGAUUCAUCAGCAUUCAACCUAGUGCUGGACGACCCACAGUUCCGGUCCUGGCACCUCUCAAGCUCAUCUUGCCUGCUAUUCAUUCAUGCCCCUCCUGGUUGGUGCUCUGCAGCGGUCGACGAGUUGUGGGACGCCGCCCAAGAGACCGUAUCUCCUGCCCCGUUUGCCCACAUCUGCUGUGCCGAGAUGCCAUAUAGGAAUGAGGUUUCCUUGUCAGACGCCAUUAUGCGUACCAUCUUGUCACAAUUACUCACUCACAAGAACGACGAAACAAAGAUCCGCGAACUUCUAUGGGCCGGCUUUGAACGCCGAUCGGCUCUAGCAAGAGUGAGAAGGCAACAUGUCGCCAGGCUGAACAGCCACGAGUGUGUGCAGCUCAUUCUUGAACUAGCAGAGCAAGAUCCCUUGACGGUUGUCAUUACCGCCAUUGACAAGGUCAAGGAGGUUGAUCGUCGCAAUCUGAUGGAAGCCCUGAAGGAAAUUGCUGUCAAUACAGGCAACGUGGCAAAGGUACUCGUAUCUUGCAGUGACGGCAUCAGCGUCUUCUCCACGCUGGCUCAAGACCACCUUGAGUCUCAAGGCUUUCUUCCAACUCAAACUGAAGGUGAUGUCUCUUUCAAUGCGAUCUGUUUUACAGGCUGUAUAGAGAGAAAGAUCGAAGCCGUAACAUCCUCGCCAGAAGGAAGCACCUGUGGCAUUGAAUCUCGAGUCGAAACGGCCAGUGGCCCGCAACAGAUCCCUAUUCAUCUUGCUCAGAGCGAAGCAUCAUUCAAGACCUUCGCAGAUUACGAACUGGCCAUCGUGGAGGCGACAGAAGCUGGCUCUGUGACUGGCCUUGGACGACUUGAGCAUUCCAACUUCUAUCAUCAGCUAUUAUCCGAGGAAAACAAGGAGAAAGUGAUUUCAAUGACUCGAAAGGCCAUACAAGGUGGCCACAUUGGAGUUCUCGCCUGGUAUCUGAAGACAUCGUCCCUCGCUUAUCAUCCGCUUCCGGCAGAUGCAGUAGCUGUGGCUGUUUUAUAUAGUGACCUAGCGACGGUUAGGUAUCUCAUAGACAAUGCCGUCGUCUUGGUACUUAUUCAACUCGGGGCAGACGUCAAUGCAAAGGGAACUUUUGGAAGUGCCUUGGACAUUGCGGCAAUGAAAGGACACGCAAGCAUUGUCAAACUGCUCCUUGAGUCAGGAGCGAGCGUUUCUCGACGACGACGAGGAGUGCAUAGAUCCGUUUUGCAGGCUGCUGCAUUCAAUGGUCACUUGGACACAGUAGAGCUGCUACUUGACGUAGGGGCAGACGAUUCUAUCGGAGGCUACACAAAGGACGCACUUCAUGCCGCAAUAGAGGGAGGCCACGCUGAUAUUGUGUUGCUCUUGCUCGCAAGAGGUUUCCCGUCUCGGCCACGCGAUAGGCUGUAUGGGAAAGAGCAAUGGCCGGCCCGUUCCAGCGAGUCCAGAGACCUUCUACGUGAAGCAUCUCCGGAGAGGGUUGCUCGAGAAGACGGCAAAUAUGACGAGAGUGAGGGCAAGGAGGAUGAUUUGGAAGCGGCAAUCCCUCUCACAAACCUCGAGGCCAUCUUUGAGGCCGAUCAGCAUCCGUGGACUCGGAAACAGAGUUCGAUGGCGGAUCAAAAGAGGGAUUCCUUCAAGUACAUCAACGCUCUUGAUUCAGCUGUCCGGGCAGGGCAUGAUAGUGUGGUUGAUCUGAUCCUCAGCCUGGCAGAUGCUCUAGAUCUUGGCAACAACGCAGUCGAAAAAGCUACUGUAGUCGCAGUGGAACAAGGCCAUUUCUCGAUUCUCGAUCUUCUUCUAAAGCAUCUAACUACCAGGAUACCCAUUACUGAAUGCCUCAGGUCUCUUUUUGACGCUGCGCGUCAAUCAAAGACUCGGAAUUGUUCAGUGGCGGAGCAAGUCUUUGCCCUUGUAGGCCAAUACUGCACCCCUGCCGAACUGGACAGGUUCAAGGCAGAGACGCUCACGAUGGCUCAAAGAUACGAGGCAAGUGAUGAUUUACCCCCCUGGUCGGUGGCUCAAGAUCUGAGGUCCGCCUGUACCCAUGGGAAGCUUGAUGAACUGUUGACCAUCAUCGACUCAAGACAUAUUUGUCAACUCAAGCCAGAACAAUUGACAGAAGCACUUAACCUGUGUGCCAUGUAUGGCCAUUCUUCACCUUUCAAAUCCCUUUUUGGGUUUCUCCUUGACUCUGACUACAUCCACGACAUGUCCCAAAUCUCAGACAGUUGCCUGGUCGGAGCAGCGGCAAAUGGCCACCUCGAUAUCGUCAAGUUGCUCAUCUCGUUGCGAGAGACAGCACCAUUCAGCACCAUGGUUAUUGGCGGCGCAUUAAUCAAUGCCUGCGAAAGAGGACAUGCCUGUGUUGCUCAAUACUUGGUCCAAGACGUGUCGGCAAAUGUCAACGAGCUUGCUUUCGAUUCUCUGCUAGGUCUGUUGUCAGAGUUUCCGUUCAAAGUGGAUAUCUGGCGCCCUUCUCGAUCAAGCCCCAAGAAUACCGGAUCUUCUGUCCCUAUGAUAUCGCCUCUCCAAGCCGCUCUUCGAGGCUUCACAGAAGCAAACUGCGGUUAUACGAGGAAUGGCUGCAUGCAGCGUAACAUCAACCCUCAGUCCGACCCUGAUCAGAUUGUCAAAGUGCUGCUGGACUUGGAGGCCGACCCAAAUGAGCUUGGGGAUCAACAGAUGUAUCCUAUCCAAGUCGCCGCAGAGUUUUGUCCUCCUUCAGUGGUGAAACAGUUAAUCGAAGCUGGUGCCGAUGCCAACCUGAUUGUGUGGGAAGAUUCGGCCAUCUUCAAGGCAGCAGGUCGAGAGGUGUCAAGUGGGGAGGCACUGAAAGUGCUCACGGAUUCUGGAGCCAAACUUCCUGACGAAGAAACCACCAUUCAAAAGCUAUUUGGGAAGCCGUUGUACUACUUUGAUCCCUAUCCCCAAGAGGAUGGAUGUUCUUCUCCCCAAGAGGAGGGAUGUUUUUCUCGUAGCCACGGCUUUCAGGUCAAUCAGCCCUUGGAAGAGGUGUUUAAGCAAGGACCUGGAGCAGCCAUUUCUACCUUGAUGGCGCUCUACCCCCAGUGGAAAGCUUCUGACGAGAGAUGCGGACAUGUCCUGCAAAUGGCAGCCUUUGUAAACCACCACGACUUGGUCGCCACGCUGCUGUCACGAGGCGUCGAUGUCAAUGCUGCAGGACACUACUACGGAACAGCUCUACAGGCUGCAGCACGUUGUGGACAUAAUGAUAUGGUCCUCCGGCUGCUUAGUGCAGGUGCUCAAGUCAACAUCCUCCAAGGGCAGUGGGAGACGGCGCUGCGUGCCGCAAUUGUCGGCGGUCACGAGGAGGUCGUUCGCACGCUUCUUCGCAACGGCGCAGACUUCAAGCUGGGAUCGACAUUCGAAACCGAGAACCAUGGAGAUAUAACAUCUUCCUGCUUGCAAAUGGCCGUCAGGACAAACAAGGUUGGCAUAGUCAAUGCCCUUCUCGAGGCUGGAGCUGUUCCAUCCGACGACGAGUCAGACCGAAUGGGUAAGGACGUUGAUCAGCCUCCGCUCAUCAUUACUGUUCUGCGAGGGAACCUAGAGAUAGCAAGAAAUCUGAUCGACUCUGGUGCCGAUGUCAACACGGAGGGCAGAAAGAGAGGCAACUGCAGCAGUCUCGAUGACAAGCACGCGAGUCCGCUCUGUGCAGCGAUCUCCAAGAAACGACUGGGCAUUACCAGGCUUCUUCUGGAACGUGGCGCCGACGUGAACGAUAUAACCAAAGGUUUUAGAAGCCCACUUUCUCUCGCAGUCGACGUAGAGGAUCAAUAUCUGGUGCGCCUCUUGCUCAAACACGGGGCCAAAGUCCGCACAGUCCUCACAGAGGCGGCUGAGCAUAACCACCUGGGAAUAGUUCAAGACCUGCUAGCGGCUGGGGCAAGAGUCGACAUCGUGCAAGGGCCCUGGGAGAACCCUGUCAUAGUGGCUCUCAAGAAACCCUAUGGUAGGAAGGUGAAGGACGUCCGGAUCGUCGAGGCCCUUCUGGAGGUUUUGAUGGAGACUCCGGAUCCUGAACCCAUCAUGGAGAAAGCUCUCUCCGAGGCCAUCAAGGAAGACAACAGCAGAAGCGUAGGCAUUAUACUUGAAUAUCUCCCUAUUUCCGCCUUGAGAUUACGUCAAGCCUGCUCUGCGGGGGCUGAUCAAGCUGUGAAGCGGGUAUUGCAGCAAGGCGUGGACCCCAACGAGGCUGACGACAAAGGGGACUAUCCCAUCCACCUUGCAGCUGCUCAUCUACACCCAGCUGUGGUCAAUACCUUGAUCCAACAUGGAGCUGACUUGAACGCAACCACCCGCGAGGGCAAAACACCACUCCAAGCAGCCUUGGAGGCCUGUGCAACACCACGACUCGACCUCUCAAAUUCAGGGCCAGCAUGGCACAAACCAAGGAGUACGACAGCCCGGAAGCGCCGGCGAUUAUCCGUGUGGCCUAGAGACAUCGGCAGCAAUCCUCCUACCAUCGCGUUUCCCAGGUUCCAUCGAUGUGAGCUGAUUGCGGCCACGCUACUAGACAACGGUGCAAGCCCUGUCUCCGUGACGAAGAGUGCAGCAGGGUCGCCUCUUCAUGUGGCUUGUCUGAUUGGAAGCAAACAGACAGUUGUCAGGCUUCUUGAAAAGGGUGCAGACGUCAAUGAGAUCGGUGGUCCUUUCGAGCACGUCCUAUUCAUUGCCGUCGGAACCAGCCGACCAGACCUUGUUGCGCUUUUGCUACAGCACGGGGCUGAUCCCAACUACCGUCGUGAGAACUACGACACCCCGCUCCAUCUUGCCGGCAAGAUGAAUUCAACAUUAUCGGUCAAGCAUUUACUCGAGCAUGGAGCAGAUGCGGCCAAGCGUGACGCCGAUGGCAAUCUCCCGCUGGAUGUUGCCCUCAAGAGCGCAGAAACAGAACGGAGAAGCUCAACCCACAGUUGGAACGAGGAUACUGUUCAGUCUCUGCUCAAGUCAGCAGGAGGCGAUACUCAAGAGACUGGCUUGUCCAAGCCCGCAAGAUGA